AUGUACUUUGAGCAUCUCCCGGCGGAAUUAUACGAGGCAAUCUUCCGCCAGGUUCCCUCUCGAGAAAGUCAAAGAACUGUCCUGGCAGUCAGCAGGGCCAUUCCUUCGGCACCGGUCCCGCUGUAUUAUCUCUUCCGCAAUCUUUGCAUCUCCGUCCCCGACCAAGCUAUCCGAUUCUACAGUCGAUUUCGUCGUCGCACUACGACUCAAGAUGACAGUCAAGACACCACAGCCACACUAUCAGAACCUGAACAAAAGGCGGCCUGGGUAAAAGAGCUCUAUGUCGAAACAUGGGAGAUGGAUGCCGACGUUUUCCUGAACCUGGUCCGCCUCUUCCCCAGACUUCGCGUGAUGAGCAUACGAAUUGGACCGACCAAUUUUGCUCCUGAACACCUAGAAGACCUAUUCUCUAAGCCUUUUCCUGGAAUACGAUAUGUCAACUUGAGAUUUCGACCUUAUGUGCAGAAGGCGACGUACUAUCAGUUUCUGAAGGGUGCCUACUUUGAUUCCACUUUGCUAGCCAUCUCUCGUUGGCCCUCAAGUCAUUUGCCCACGAUUUCUAUCGUACAAGACGCAUUGGAACCUGAAGUCAUCCAGAAGCAUGCCUUUGCUCAACCACUGGUCUUCCACCGCCUGGAUUACACUCUUUCUAUAUUCCUACAUUCCCAUGGCGUUUCUCGCUCACUAAAAGCCCUACGGUUUCGAAUUCCUGGACGACCCAUCGCUAGAUCUUUGUGUAGCCCAGUCCCUACCCCCCCGAAUUCCGAUUUCAACCUUUCAAAGGCUCCAGCGUCAUUGGAAUUCCUCGACGUAUCAACCUGUGGUGUUUUGGAGAGCGAAGUCGAUACCAUCCUGGUGCGAUUCACGGCUUUGAAGCAUCUCAUUCUCGACGGCUGCGCGAUCCUACGCGGCGAGCUCCUCGAUGGAGAGUGGAACGCAUUAGGCAAGAGAUGCGCUCUCGUUGGUGCCAGGCGAGCGAAGGAACGUGAAAAGGCCUUAAAAGCUUGGGCGGAGGUGGUGAAGCUGUCGGCCGCAUCCGUAUCUGCAACGACAGGCAGCGAUGCACCUGCGGAGCGAAGGACCGCCACCAAAAACUUGAAAAAGGCGAAGCGAGGUCGGAAGGGUCUAGCGGCGGCGACCAUAUCGCUCCGUAAUCAGGAUUAUUCUGAUCGACCAGCAGCAGCGAGUUCCCGAGUACAGUCAGAAGGUCAAAGAACGGAAGAGAAGAACAAGCCCCCUUCGAAAAUCCGGAUCUUUCCUUCUCUCCCAACUCUUAAAACCAUCUGCGUCACCGUGUCGCCUGCGAUUAAACCAGACAAGUAUUCAAUGAUUCGGGCUGAAUUCGAGUCGGGGUGGGCGGAAGGUGUUGCCUUGCUCUCAGUCACACGAGCAAGGCAAAGGGCUAGUGCUCGAAAUGGGUUUCGAAUUAUGCGAAUCGUUGCAUCUGACGAAACAGACGAGGAAGACUACGAACCAAGUCUGAAGGGUCUUGAAGAUGUUGGAAUGGAUGACGAGGAAGUCUUUGCAAUGAAGUUGGAAGAUGGUUCGGAAGUCCUUGAGAUGACGGCUCCAGUAAUAUGUUUCUGUGGUUCUGAGAGGGAGGAAUUUCAUGAACCAAAUUGCGGACAUAGGAUUGGUCGGAAGCUCAUGGGAGAUGAUUUGUAG
Cyclocybe aegerita is the source of this 1665-nucleotide messenger RNA. The record is from the annotation of a GenBank genome assembly. Lineage: Eukaryota; Fungi; Basidiomycota; Agaricomycetes; Agaricales; Hemipholiotaceae.